AUGGCUGAUGAGGAUGAAAGAUCACAUUCUCAUGAUCAAGGAACUCAACCAUCAUUUCCAGCGAUUCCUCCACCACCCUUUGAAUCUCGAACAAUACCAUUCGCUGGCAGUCGGAUCGAGUUUUACUUCGAGAACGCUGAUGGUCAGCUGGUCACUGCCAACAGAUUCCUGUCAGAGGAUCUCCAGGACAGACUCAGUGGUCACGUGCCUGACCUUGGCCUUUCACAGGUCUCGCCUGACAGGGAGAUAACCUCCCGCCAUCACGAGCCGAUCUGGACCAAGACUUACUUCCCCUACGCUGUGGCGGGUGUGUCCGUGGGGCUCGUUAUCUUGAUAGUGUUUGCAAUAUACUUCUGCUUCUGCUGGAACUCCAAAGAGAAGAAGGAGGUGGACGAGGAGGCGGUGGUGGGCCACUCUAUCUACUACCCAGCCCUGAAGCCAGAGCUAGCCGAGCCCACCCCGGUGCAGCCUGACUCCCCGGUUCCCACCUUCAGUGCUGCUGGCUUGUCGACCCCUGUGCCGGCGCAGCCGAUACGCAUCAAAGCGAAAGGGCUACUAGAGAGACGUGGCUCAAAUGCUUCCCUGACACUGGACUUGAACCCGACCAGUGACCUCGGCCGCUGGGAGGGAACUCCACCGAAAGAAAGCACUGCUCUUGAGUUCCUCAUGUCUGCUGGCAAUCGUCUGAGUAGACGAGACUUGAGAAAUGCUGUUAAGCACACCAAGAUCUUGUAUGAAGAAUUUUGGGAAAUCCCCAUGAAUCAUACAGAAAAGGUGUCUGUUGCUGGAUCUGGCAUGAAGAACAGAUACAAGACUAUCAUUCCAAAUGAACACAGCAGGGUAGUCCUGCCUGACAUCGACAACGACCCACUUAACUCCUACAUAAACGCCAAUUAUAUCAGGGUGAGAGUCUUUUCUAACAUCAUUCAGUCAUAUUUUACAUGCUCCUUACUUGUUUUUAGUGUAUUUAGGUGGGUGCUGCUUAAAGUGAACAUGAUCCUCAUUUAUAAGCCGUGCACUGAUGCCAGCUUGUUUACUUGUAUGCCAGAUGGCUACAAUUGUGUCUUUCUGAUUUCAGAUGAACACAGCAGGGUAGUCCUGCCUGACAUCGACAACGACCCACUUAACUCCUACAUAAACGCCAAUUAUAUCAGGGUGUAAUGGAGAAAGCCACAGUGUUCUACACUACUGGUAUACCGCGUGGCCUGACCACAAGCCACCAGACUCUCCCCACAUGUUGCUGGACCUCAUCAAGGAGGUAGAGCUACGAAGGUAUCAGACAUUUGACCUCUUGCCCCGGGGGCCCGUUUGUGUGCACUGCAGUGCUGGCAUUGGACGAACGGGAUGCUUUAUAGCUAUCAGCAUUGGUAUCCGACAGUUGCGAGAGGAGCAUUCAGUGGAUGCUCUGGGCAUAGUGUGCUCCAUGAGAAUAGACAGGGGUGGGAUGAUCCAAACACACGAGCAGUACGACUUUGUUCACCAGGCUCUGGCAGCCUACGAGAGGGAACUCGGAGAACCGUCAGUGCAGUCAAUCACAGCACUCACCACAGAGAGCGUUACUACUCCGUAGCCCUCCACAUGUCAACUUCUCAAAAACAAUCGCUGAAAGUGCAGCUGCUUAAUUGAACUUAGCUCAUUCCCUGAAGUUGUGAGAUUUUUUUAUACCUCUAAAGCUUGUACAAAAAUACAUAGAUUAUUUCUUUACUGUUUUUCAAAUUGAAGUUCUGAGACUUUUAGUUUGAUUUAUGGACAGCCCUGCAAGAAUUGAUGAGACUGCUGUUCUGUGAUACACAAAGGAAGUAUUUCAUAAAACUUUUAUGCCAUCAAUUUGGUACC
This is a messenger RNA of Aplysia californica (California sea hare), 1836 nucleotides long. RefSeq names its product tyrosine-protein phosphatase non-receptor type 5. NCBI's taxonomy places the organism in Eukaryota, Metazoa, Mollusca, Gastropoda, Aplysiida, Aplysiidae. The record is from RefSeq and is a predicted model, not a curated record. Gene Ontology annotation, molecular function: protein tyrosine phosphatase activity. Gene Ontology annotation, biological process: protein dephosphorylation.